CUGUCGAGCUGUCAGGGUGUGAGUGAACACCCUCUAGUGGAGCCGCUGACAAGCUGUCCUGCUGAGCUUCUAUCUGUUUUUACCAUCAGCAUUUCAAGCGGUCUAUGGUCCAGCGUUGAGCAGAGACCAUGUGGUGUUUGGAGCUGCUCUUAACACUGCUGUUGAUCGUCAACGAUGCCAGCUGCCAGUGGAACGUUUGGGUACCUCGGGACAUCUCGGCCAUGACAAACUCGUGCGUGGUCAUCCCGUGCACCUUCAUGUAUCCGUCCGGCAUCAGGCCGUACCGGGGCAUUCACGGUAUCUGGUACUUCGGCCAACCCUACCCUCAACUCUUCCCUCCCGUAGUCUUCAAAUCACGCACGGACGUCGUGCACGAGAGCUACAAGGGCCGCACCAAGUUGCUGGGUGACCUGCACCAGAGGAACUGCACUCUGCUCAUCAACAACAUUGGCACAGAGCACUCAGGGAGAUACUACUUUCGUGCUGACCUCGGCGGAGCCAACAUGUACACGUUCCCUGACUUCGCUGAGCUCAAAGUUCUCGAUCAACCCAACAUUGAUGUCCCAGAGGAGAUUGUCAGUGAUGAGAGUCUUGAAUUGACGUGUUACGCUCCUGACAACUGCCCCGACUUGACUCCAGAGAUCCAGUGGAUGUACACCGACUACCUGCCCGACCCGGAGUUCUCUUCUGACUACCUAGAAGAGAGCAACACGGCGGUCCUCUCCAACACCCUCACCUUCACACCCAGACCCAUGCACAAUGGACAGCUCCUGGGCUGCAGGGUCUACUACCCCAACACCACACUGGUCUACGAGAGGCUCAUCUCUCUGGACAUCAAGUAUGCUCCGCGCUCGGUGUGGGUGAAUGUGUCGUCAGAGGUGAUGGAGGGCAGCUCUGUGAUGCUGCACUGCGAGGUGGACAGUAACCCUCCCCCGAGGAUCUCCUGGAUGUUUGGAGACCAGGAGCUGCUGUGGGACACGGCGUCCAACAUCUCGCUCUCCCUGGAUGAUGUGACACCUGCACAGGAGGGACUCUACACCUGCAUCGGUGACAACGGUUACGGCAUGAUGAACACCUCACUCUACCUGGCUGUCAAGUACCCUCCACGCGAGCCCCUGGUAAACGACUCUAUGACGGUGCUAGAGGGCACCUCACUGGCCCUGCACUGCAGCACCCAGGGCAGCCCGGCCCCGACCCUCACCUGGCUUAAAGACGGGGAGCUGGUGGGCACCAUCACCGCUGACGAGCUGUCGGUGCUGGAGAUCAUGGAGAUCACACCGCAGGGAGACGGACAGUACCGCUGCCUGGCUGAGAAUGAGCACGGCCGAGCCAGCAGCUCCCUCAACAUCACUGUUGAGUAUGCCCCAGUCCUUCUGGAGGAGUCAAAGUGCACAGUGGUGAGGGAGGGUGUCCAGUGUGUCUGCAUGGCCACAGGAAACCCUGAGCCCACCAUCGAGUUCUACCUGCCCGACCUGAACAUCACCAUCAAUGAAACAGACGGCCGGUACAACUUCUACACACACACAGACGGUCACACCUCCACAGGCAUGAUCAAGUUGCGGGAGAAAGGAGAGAGGGUCGAUAACGGCGGCCCCGCCGUCAACGUCCACUGCAGCAUCUACAAUAUGUACGGAAGAGAGAGCAUACUUCUGGAGCUACAGCAGGAGAAAAAGUACAUGAUGGCAGUUAUAGUUGGCACCAUUGGAGGAGUGGCGGUCAUAGCCUUCAUCAUUGCAGCAGUGAGAUACGUUGGCCACAACAACAAGAAAGAGAAUGGCAACCCUAGGCAGGACGUGGUCCUGGAGAACCCAGCUUUGUACUACAGCGCAGUCAAGAAGGACAAACAAAAUCUGAGGAAGAAAGUGCUUAAGACAGAGCUGUUGGGCUCAAAGUUUAACUCCAUUCUAGAGGAGACUACGGGAGAAGACGGGGAUUAUCAACCUGUGGGCUCUAUGGCAGGACUGGAGAGGCAAGAGCUGAAUUACGCUGCUCUGGAGUUUAUUGGGGCCAGGCCCAGGGAGGGGGCCUCAGGGAGGGGGGAUGACGGCAGCAACUACACGGAAAUCAAAGCCAAAUGAAUCGCGAUCCUUCCCUGAUCCCUCGGCUAUGCGAGACGCAGUGGCAGCCCCGUAUCACACACAUCCUCUGCCCCAUAAACUGUAUAAUAACCCCCCAUCACCUACUGGAUUUCACUCUGCAUAUGAUGACUCCUUGUUUCUCAUUUCUACAGAUUUGUCACAUAUAACAUAUCAUUCGAUGCCAGUACUCCCCCCGCCCCCUCAUGCUGCCCCUCCUCCACGGGAUCCCCCUUCAUUCGCCACCGUUUGGAAAAGCUGGUACUGUUUGAGUCAGAGCAUGACUCACUGGACAAUAUUUAAGAAAUUAUUUAAAUUUCUAGCCUCAGUUGUAAUACAUGGGCUCUAAAACAUGCAGUGUUAACAAGCGACCAUGAUUUUGUUGCUUUCUCCAUAUGCUCUCUCAUUGUGAUUGUUGAUGUUAAUGUCAAAUGACAGACAUCUGAGUGCUUGCAUCCAUCACACUAUUUGCUCUUGUAACUGUCACUGUGUCUGCUGCCAGUCGAAGCGUCGGGGCAAGGAGUAACCGUGCUUUUUGUUCUCUUAUCUUUGUGCGUGUCUGCUGACUGAGAGCGACCCCUCUCCUCUCUUUCCUUUGGUUAAUUACAUCCCAAGAGAAGAUAACCGGCUGAGGAGGGAGAUGGAAACGCAUCUCAGAAUCUUGUUUCCGAAUAAUUGCAUUUAAUGUGUGCUGUGACGCAGUAGCCUCUCAUAAUAAAUGAAAAAAAAAAAAUGUCACCAUCACUUUUGAAAAUAAUUGAAGAGGUUUUGUAAAUUUAAGUGAUACACUGUAUGAUUCUGAAAAAUGUCACAGUUUCUUUCCAGCAUCCAACUGUAGAAUGUGUUGAGUUUCUUUUUUUUUUUUUUUUUUCCUGCACUGUGGCCAACGCAA
This is a messenger RNA of Seriola dumerili (greater amberjack), 2967 nucleotides long. It is a transcript of the gene mag, whose product is annotated as myelin associated glycoprotein. The transcript is spliced from 11 exons. Lineage: Eukaryota; Metazoa; Chordata; Actinopteri; Carangiformes; Carangidae. The record is from RefSeq and is a predicted model, not a curated record. Bases 129 to 2078 code for a protein of 649 amino acids.